This is a messenger RNA of Leguminivora glycinivorella, 4587 nucleotides long. RefSeq names its product polyamine-transporting ATPase 13A3-like. Gene Ontology annotation, biological process: polyamine transmembrane transport; intracellular calcium ion homeostasis. Gene Ontology annotation, molecular function: ATP hydrolysis activity; P-type transmembrane transporter activity; ATP binding. Gene Ontology annotation, cellular component: membrane. The record is from RefSeq and is a predicted model, not a curated record. Lineage: Eukaryota; Metazoa; Arthropoda; Insecta; Lepidoptera; Tortricidae.
AGUGGGAUUUCGUAUCCUGAAAUUCCAUAUCUAUUUAAUAUUUUUGAAAUGAGGUAGCACCGGUUAAUAAGCAAUAAAUAAAUACCACCCUAGUACUAUGCCUUAAUUUAUUUAUAUAGUGCAAAUAAUCAGUUUUUGCGGGAAUGCCGAACACGAACAGUGCCACCGUUGCCAAUGAUGAUUAUGAAGUUAUCGGAGAAGCCCAAUGGCAAAUACUGGAGAAUGUUGUUGAUGAAGAGAUCUUCAAGAUCUACGGCUUCAAGUACUCCAAAGUACGAGCUAUCAUAUUCCAUGCUGUGUGCAUAGCACUAUGUGGAUUGCCGUAUUUUGCCUUGGCAUAUUAUCCUUCAUUAAACAGAUUCAAGUACUUAAAAUGCAGUUUGAAAAUGGCUGAAGAGAUAUGUGUAAUGGAUGCCGAAGGCUCAUUCAACAUGGAGAAAGUUAUAGAAAUAGACCUGAAUAUCGCCAACCACAACAACAAACUGCGGUACUUCAUCUACCAACACACACGGUUCGUCUGGCUCAACGACCAAGGAGUGUUUGUGAACGUGCAGUCACUGAACGAGAAACUGACUAUCAACCUUCUGAUGGAUAAUAUGUCGGGGAUCAAUAAGCGACAGCAGAAUGAGUUAAUAAAACUAUACGGCACAAACUCAGUAGAAGUUGAAGUGAAGAGCUAUUGGACACUGUUUGUGAACGAAGUUUUCAACCCGUUUUACCUGUUCCAAGUGUUUUCCAUCGUGCUAUGGUCGCUAGACGAGUAUUAUCAAUACGCUACGUGCGUCCUGAUACUCUCUGCGGGAUCCUGCAUGCUGGCCCUGUAUCAAACUAAACAGAUGAGCAUAAACCUCCACAAAAUGGCCGGCUCCACCAGCUCAUUCACCGUGUCCGUUCUCCGCCCGUCCCGGACCGGUCGAGAGGAGUGUGUAGUCAACGCAAGCCGACUGGUUCCUGGCGAUGUACUUAUACUGCCACCGGACGGCUGCGUCAUGCCUUGCGACGCUAUGCUGCUUACUGGCAACUGUAUAGUUAACGAGAGCAUGCUUACAGGCGAAAGUGUACCAGUGAUGAAAGGCCCGCCCUGCCCCUCCCCAGAAAUAUACUCCACAGAAGGUCACAAAAGGCAUACCUUGUUCGCUGGCACCCACGUCAUUCAAACCCGUUUCUAUGGCAACAACCAGGUGCUAGCCAAAGUAGUCCGCACAGGAUUCUACACAGCCAAAGGCGAGCUGAUAAAGAGCAUUCUCUUCCCGAAAAAGUUCGACUUCCAGUUCUAUAAGGACGCCGUGAAGUUCGUCAUUUUCAUGUUCUGCAUCGCCGCUAUUGGCAUGGGGUAUUCCAUCUGGCUGUAUCUGCAGAGAGGCAGCCACGCCGAAACCAUAGUGCUCCGUACACUCGACAUCAUAACCAUAGUCGUGCCCCCGGCGUUACCCGCCGCCAUGACAGCCGGCAUAGUGUACAGUCAGCAGAGGCUGCGCAGGAACAAGAUCUUCUGCGUGUCGCCUCCGAGGAUCAUCAUCUGCGGGAAACUGCAAGUCAUGUGCUUUGAUAAGACUGGAACUCUUACAGAAGACGGGCUGGAUCUAUACUCAGUGCUGCCACACCAGUCAGGCGAACGUUUCGGCCGGACCGUGGUCGAAGUGACAGCCCUCCCUCCGCGCAGUCCUCUCAUACAAGCACUAGCUUCUUGCCACUCGCUUACUAGCAUCCAGGGCCAGCUAAAAGGUGACCCGCUCGACCUCAAGAUGUUCGAAUUCACGCAGUGGGUACUUGAAGAACCCGGUCCAGAAAACACGCGCUACGAUAAUCUAACGCCAGCGAUUGUCAAGCCCAAGUCAUCACAGAACGAGCUACAAGACCUGGACAACUAUGAUCCUCUCACCAUGGAAAUGCCCUAUGAGGUGGGUCUGCUGCGGCGGUUCCACUUCUCUUCAUCACAGCAGUCAAUGGGCGUCAUCGCCCGUGUGUUGGGACAACCGCAGAUGGUGUACUUCGUUAAAGGGGCCCCGGAAAAGGUGGCCGGCAUGUGCAGCCCAGAAUCCCUCCCAGAAAACUUCAGCUCGGUCCUCCACGAUUACACCUCCAACGGCUUCCGAGUGAUCGGUCUCGCGUACCGCAAGCUAGACCGCAAGAUGAAGUGGGUCGAUGCUCAGCGCGUCAAGCGGGAAGGCCUUGAGUGCGACAUGACCUUCCUCGGCUUUCUCGUUAUGCAGAAUAGCUUGAAGCCAGAGACUACUCAAGUCAUUAAGGAGUUGCAUGAAGCGAAUGUUAAGCAGAUCAUGGUUACAGGUGACAACAUAAUGACAGCAAUGUCCGUGGCUAGAGGGUGCUUCAUGGUGCAAACGCACCAAAAGCUGGUGCUUAUCACAGUCGGCCAUCAACAGACGGAUGAUACCCGACCGCCGCUGUGUAUGGAAGUGGUUGGGGAAGGCGGACCGCCGAAGCUCGCGAGCGACAUCUAUGUGCUGGCUUGAGGCAAGACGUGGUCCGUCAUCCGGAAUUACUAUCCGGAGAUGAUGUCCACCGUACUUAAUAGAGGCAUAGUAUUCGGCCGUUUCGGUCCCGACCAGAAGACGCAACUUAUAACCGCGCUGCAGGGCGAAGGACGAGUCGUGGGCAUGUGUGGAGACGGCGCCAACGACUGCGGAGCGCUCAAGGCCGCACACGUCGGGAUCUCACUGUCCGAAGCUGAUGCCUCAGUGGCGGCUCCCUUCACGUCUCAAGAGCAGAACAUUCGCUGCGUCAAAUUAUUAGCGCUGGAAGGCAGAUGCGCGCUCAGCACUAGCUUCGCAAUCUUUAAAUAUAUGGCUCUCUAUUCGCUUAUACAGUUCUUCUCUAUUCUUAUUUUAUACAACUACUUCUCGAUCCUGGGUAACUACCAGUUCCUCUACAUCGACCUGGUGCUAACAACGCUCCUAGCUUUGUCUCUCGGCCGCGCCGCGCCGGGCCCCGUGCUAGCGCCACGCUCUCCACCCGUGUCGCUUGUGGCUAUAUCUAGCAUCCUGCCUCUAGUCGCACAGGUAGCGCUGGUUCUUCUUCUUCAACUUGCCGCUCUGUACCUGCUACGAGGACAGGACUGGUUCCACCAAGUGGAAGGCAACCCGGAGUUGGAAGUGGUGCUCUGCUGGGAGAAUACAGUGAUCUUCAUCGUGUCCUCGUUCCAGUACUUAGUCAUGGCCUGCGUGUACGCAAAGGGCUGGCCGUUCCGUGAGCCGUUUUGUGCCAAUUAUUACAUGGUGCUGACUCUAGUCACACAGUCGGUGUUUGUUGUACUGCUCCUGUUCUGCCCAUGGCAAGAGCUUGCAGACCUCAUGGAAGUAAAGGCGUUCAAGUGGGAAGCUCAAGAAGAGAACAUUUUCCGCAUUUACCUUUUGCUGGUGCCGGCGCUGCAUCUCAUACUGGCCAUCGCCAUCGAGGCAACCCUAUCCGAUACGCACAAAUUCCACGACAUGUUCCGCGGCCUCCGGCGCCGAUGCGACAAGCAGCCCGUCGCUGGGGACGCCGCGCAUGUGUGCUGACGCUACACGCACGCACACGCUCUCACACGCGUCGGGAAACCAGGCGAGAUGUAUCUCUGUUUCUUUACCUUAUCUGUGAAGCGGAGCGGUGUUUUUGUUUCCCCAAGGGAGAUGUUUUUCUGUUCCUUUCUAGUAGCGAGGCGCGUUGCGGAUUUUUUUGUUAGUAAAUGUUUUUCAACGGCUGUGAGAUCCGCAAGAGGCCCGCGUUAGAUGACAAUACAUUAAUCCAGGGGUCUCCAAACUAUGGCCCGCAUGGCAACAUAGGUUUGACCUUAGGGUUAAAAAGUUUGGAGACCCCUGAUUUAAGUUUUAACCAUUUUUACGUGUUUUCGUCAAAAGCUGUGCGUUCGCACGGUUCUUUGUUUUGUUUGGUUAUUUUAAAGUCAUACAAAAUUGUCUUGAUAAAACUUACCUACGUUCGCCUAGUCUAAAGCUAGUUCUAACGUCACAAACACACGGUGUCAACUUGAGCAUCUUUAAUUACCAUUUUAAAUAUGUAUUUGUACUAGACAUACAUAAGCAGCGACAAUUCGAUAUACUUCAUUUAAAUAUCAAAAAGCCAUUUUUCUACGUUCGCUGCUCGUCUAGUAUUUUAGAAUCAUUAGCUCAUUUUGUAUUAUAUUUCAAGGUCAAAUCAUGUACUGACUUUAGUUCCUUUUACGGGUUAAAAAGUCUUUAUUCAAUGUUCGCGUUCAGUUGCUGACCUAAAAUCUUCGCGGGUAUCCGCGAUUGCAUAGAUUUUGUAUAGAAAUAUACACACAUUAUGUCUUUACCUAGCCAGUUUUCAUAUUUCAAAUCAAUAAUUCUUUCGCACUCACGUAAGUGAGACGACACGUUAGUGCGAUAAGGACAAUUGCGGAAACACAUUUUCUGCACUAGUUUGAUUAAGAGCCAGUGUGUUUUCAAAUUAUCCGAUCUAAUAUCGGAUGCAGGACCGAUGUCCUUUGUAUAAGGGUGCCUUUCCACCAGAGAUGCGCUGUGGAUGUGUUUGAUAUCCACCAGUCAGCUUAGUCGAACCCGUUCCCACUAGCGCUAAGCUAAGCGGUUCCACUAAGGUCAUUGGUGGAUA